Messenger RNA from Ruditapes philippinarum (Manila clam), 3346 nucleotides. RefSeq names its product MATH and LRR domain-containing protein PFE0570w-like. The transcript is spliced from 5 exons. The record is from RefSeq and is a predicted model, not a curated record. The coding region runs from base 71 to 2131 and encodes 686 amino acids. Gene Ontology annotation, molecular function: [heparan sulfate]-glucosamine 3-sulfotransferase activity. Lineage: Eukaryota; Metazoa; Mollusca; Bivalvia; Venerida; Veneridae.
UUAUAAUUUUGGCAGUAACCGGUGCACAUUAUAUUUCACAGAAGUAUUUUUCUUAAAGGAGACCAGUUCCAUGACAGAUAUGAGGUCCAGGGCCUUAUGGACCCGUGUACAGACUAUGCGAACGUCGACAAUGGUGGCUGUAGGUAUUCUCGUCGUUCUAAUGGUACUAUUCUACAUAAAGGAUUCAAAUUAUAGGGAAAGAGUUUCCCAGGAGACUCAUGGUCGUAUCAGAAAACUUGAGGCUGGUUCCUUAGUAAGUCAAAAAGGUGCGAAAUCAUUAGAUAAGAAAACUAAGGUUAAAGUCGCCCAGAGUAAUGAUGUUGACGGUGAUCAGGAUACUUUCUCUGACAAAGCAGUCACGUCGACGACAACGCAGAACCCCGGUUCAUACACAACUCUUGAUUACGACUCUGAUGACGGAAAGCGCGAAGAGCUAGAUAUAUUGAAAUACAAAAAGCUUACAAAGGAUAAGAAAAUUGCACAAGUAAUAUUUAAUGAAGAUGAAAAUGUUGAUGGUGAUGAUGAUGACGAUGCUACAACAACCUCGGCAACUCCGACAACAACCCAGGUAGCUACUACCACGGAGAAAACAAUUGAUGAUGAUGAUGGUGCUGAUGAUGCUGACGACGACGAUGGUGAUAUCAAUGCAAAUCCUAAGAAGGAAGAUGAAAUUAGUAUUAAAAAGAUUGAUAAUAGUAAAAUUGGAAAAGAAAACUUCGAAGGAAAACAGGAGUCAAAUACCGUUCCAGAUAAAAAUAAGGAAAGCAUUAAACCAAAAGAGGAUGUGCAAAACAAAAAAGUUCUAAUAGAUAUCCUUGGAGCUGAAACUAAAAGGAUGAAAGAAAAAAAUGAACUAGUCAUUAAACAGCUCCCAGUUGAUUCCAAAACGGAUAAACCUGAAAAUCCAUCAAAAAGUUUACCUUUGCUAAAAAUAGAAUUACCCGAAAAAUCCGUUAUGCUUCCCGACGAUAGAACUGACAAGAAUGGAGACAGUGGCAGUCAAACUGAACAACAAAGUUCAAAUGAAAAUCAAGAAUCAGAAGGCCAAAAAGAAGUUCGGGACUUGAAUCAAGCUAAAAUUGAAAGCCCACUUCCACAUCCAGAACAGGUCAUUAAGAAAAAAACUGAAUACGAAAUGCACGAACCAGUAACACCAAAAGAUGACAAUGUUGACAAUAACGAUAUGGCCGCCCAGAUCAAAAUGCUUGCCCUAAAGUAUUCCAUCACUUUAAAUGAGACAGAUCUUCCGCGGCAGAGUGAAAGCUAUACAAAGAGACUGCGGAAUAAACUGAUUCAGACGGGGCGAUUUGACUUGCUUGAGAGCAAGAACUGUAAGAAGAGGCUGCCUAAAUGUAUCAUUAUUGGUGUAAUGAAAGCCGGCACAGAAGCAUUCUCAACUUUCCUAGGAGUCCAUCCACAGGUAGCUAUGCAAUUUGGAUAUGCAGCAAUGGUGUUUUUCAGCAGUUCCCAAUACGAUAAUGGACUCGAAUGGUACAGGGAACGAAUGAUGUGUAGUACGAAAGAUCAGAUUACGAUGGAGAAAUCACCGCAAUAUUUCUCGUCCGCACUUGCGCCAAAAAGAAUCCAUUCAAUGGACCCUAAUAUGAAACUUAUUCUUUUAGUUCGAGAUCCAAUAUCCCGAGCUCUUUCACACUUUUUACAACAAAAAAGUGCCAACCCAGAUCGCCUUAAAGCACAAACAUUUGAAGACUGUGUUUAUGAUAAGAAAACAAAAACAGUAAUAUCAAGCAGUCCUUAUAUUCAACAGUCAACAUAUAGUGUUAUAUUAAAACGUUGGCUACAUUAUUUCUCCUUCAAACAAAUUCUUAUCGUGGACGGUGACACGUUCAAGAAGAACCCCAUUCGCAGUUUACACAAAGCAGAAACUUUCUUAGAUAUUGACCACUCUAUAAGUAAAGACAGACUCUAUUUCAAUAAAGAGAAAGGAUUUUAUUGUUUAAAGAUAAAUUCAACAGCGAAAGAGGAUUUAGAAAUGUCCUGCUUCGGCAGUGAAAAAGGACGGAUUCACCCUUCCAUAAAUCCGGAAGUAGAGAAGGCCUUGCAAAGAUACUUCCGGCCGUAUAAUGAAGAAUUUAUGAAAAUGACGAGCAUGAAAAUGAAAUGGAAGUAACAUUUACAUAGAUUUAUAGAAAUGUUGUUUGUUAGAUGAGCUGGAUUUAUGUGAAUAAACAAUCAUUUUACAAGAAAACAUAUUAUGUAAACAAUGUAACAUGGAUAUUAUUGAAGAUGAAUUUCAUUUUAUAAUACUAGACUAAAGUAUGGUAGCUAUCGUUAACAGUUUAAAACUACAUGUAUAUUUUAACCGUUGCCCUACUAUUUAGAAAAGAGAAAAAUUAAAGCCAUUAUGAAAAAAAGAAAAGAAGAAAAGGAACUACAUGAUUUGUCGAAAUAUAUUUUCUGGUAUGUUUUAUUUCAAAAGACAUUUUGUGUUUUAUACUGCGGCAUUAAAAUACAUUUUGUUAACAACACCUUUGGAAAUAUUUUGUAUAAAAUAAGGGCCUCCACUGAGGUUAAAAAGCCAAACAUAGCAUUUGAAUUUCUUACAUUAAUGAGCUGGGGUACUUUAACAGCAAUAUAUGCAAAGAUAGUUAAGAAUUAUACUUUUUGAAAUUAAUUUUUAAGUUUUUUUAGCACGAUUUGAGUGAAAAGCGUUUAAACACUUUUCAUUUUUUGCCAUUUUUUUACAAUUUGAAUUAUUAUUCUGGAAAAAAGAAGUGCGCGAAUGAUCUGAAAAUUUUCACGAAGAUUAGUGUUCUAAACCUACAUCAUAUGGUACAUUUAUCUGGAAAAAAUAUUUUCAGUCCCAUCAUUUCAAAAAACCUCAGUGGAGUCCCUUUAACACGAACAAUACAAUUGAUUACAGAAAUAAUUUACAUUUUACUUACAUAAUAAUGUAAUAUACUAAGUAUUACUUGCUGUACACGGGAAAUAUACUCGUAUACACGUUUAUCGAGUUAUACAUGAACACUUCAAUUUCUAGAUUUCCUUUGCUUAGAUAGAAAUAAAUUCAUUAAAACGUUACUAUGUCCUAGAAAUGUACAGUAUUUUAGUACUUUUGAAUUGUGUCUUGUUUUCAAUUUAUUUUAGUUUGAUUAAAUGCAACAAAUAAUUACGAAUAACCUUGAAAUAUCUCAGUUGAAGCAUGACACAAACCAGGCUAUUGGAUUGUGAUGUUUGGUGAAUUAAUUACUCAUUAUUUGUUUGGGUACCUUAUUAAUAUCAUGGAUUUACAUAUAUUCGUAUGUGACGUUUUUAUUUCAUUACAAAAUAUUUAUUACAUAAUUUAUUGAAGCCAAAUAUCGAUUUUAAUAAAGAUUUGAAAUUA